UUGACAAAAAUGAUGCGGUGUUGAAGUGCGCAUGCCCAGUGGAGGUGGCUGUGUCCCUUCUGGCCGAAACCGCUGUCGGGAUGCGCUCGCUCCGGUUCGAGUCCACGGCCACGCGCGGCUCCGCUUGUAGUUUUCCCGCAGCAUUUCCAGGUCAGACGCGCGUUGCUUCCUGUGCGGCGCGUCUGGACUGAAGAUGGCCGGAGAUGGAGGCGCAUUGAAGGAUAUCAAUGAGAUUAAAUCUCAGUUCCGCACCCGGGAGGGAUUUUACAAGCUGCUCACCCUCUCAGACUCUCAGCAGCGGGCCGGGCUGCUGCCGCGGGGACCUUCAGCGGGCGUCACGGUGGGACCCGGAGCCACCACGGGCUCCAUCCCGGGCGGCGGUGCUGGUGUGGGGCUGGUGCAGGGGCCCGGGUCCGCCGCCAACUCCUCUCCCGGCUUCCUGCCGCCCGUGCGGGUGUCGAUGGUCAAGCUGAAGCCGGAGGACCCGAGCGAGGAUUCGGAGCGCGUGUGUUUCAACAUCGGCAGGGAACUUUAUUUCUACACCUACACGAACAUUAAGAAGGCUGUGGAUCUCAGUAAACCUAUAGACAAGCGCAUUUAUAAAGGAACUCAGCCGACGUGUCAUGAUUUUAACCAGUAUUCUGCUACAGCGGACAGCGUGGCUCUCCUGGUGGGCUUCUCUGCCGGACAGGUGCAGUAUCUGGACCCCAUAAAGAAAGAGACCAGCAAACUCUUCAACGAGGAGAGGUUGAUAGACAAAUCGAAGGUCACGUGUCUGAAAUGGCUUCCCAAAUCAGAGAAUCUCUUCCUGGCGUCUCACGCCAGCGGUCACCUCUACCUCUACAACGUCGAGCACCCGUGCGGCACCACGGCCCCUCAGUACUGUCUGCUGCGGCAGGGCGAGGGAUUCGCCGUCUACGCCUGCAAAACCAAGACACCCCGUAACCCUUUGCUGCGCUGGGUGGUCGGCGAGGGUGGCCUGAACGAAUUCGCCUUCUCCCCUGAUGGCGUGCACGUGGCCUGCGUCGGCCAGGACGGCUGCCUCCGCAUCUUCCACUUUGACUCCAUGGAGUUGCAGGGUGUGAUGAAGAGCUACUUCGGGGGCCUGCUGUGCGUCUCUUGGAGCCCGGAUGGCAAGUAUCUGGCUACCGGCGGAGAGGACGACCUGGUCACCGUGUGGUCGUUCGCCGAGAGCCGCGUGGUGGCGAGAGGUCACGGCCACAAGUCUUGGGUGAACGUCGUGGCUUUCGACCCCUUUACCACCAACCUGGAUGACGAGGAGCCGAUGGAGCUCAGCGGCAGCGAGGAGGACCUCCAGCAGGGGGCGCUGCACUUCAGCCGCGUGCGCACCAGCAGCACGCUCUCUCGCCUCUCGCGUCACAGCUCCAAAGGCGGCGCCUCGUCUGUGUCGUACCGCUUCGGAUCCGUCGGCCAGGACACUCAGUUCUGUCUCUGGGACCUGACGGACGAUGUCCUCUACCCCCGUCUGCCGCUCUCCCGCGCCCUCACCAACACCUUCGGCUCGACGACCGGUGGGGCGGCCCUCAACAGCGCCGGCGGAGGAGUUGUCGUCGUCGAGGGUCACCAUCACCCCUCCAACCCCCACCAGACGUCCACGCUGCCCCUGCCGCUGCCUCGCUCCCUGUCUCGCUCCAACUCUCUCCCGCACCCUGCCGUCGCCAACGCGUCCAAGAGCCAAGGCUCCGUGGAGGGUGGGGGGUCAGGGGGCGGCGGCGGAGGCACGGGAGGCACCGGAGGCAGCGCCCCCUUCAGCAUCGGCCGCUUCGCCACGCUGUCCCUACAAGAGCGCAAAUCGGACAAAUCCGGGGUGGGAGGGGAAAAGGAGCACAAACGCUACCACAGCCUGGGCAACAUCAGCAAAAGCAACGAUAAGAUCAACGUGGCCCCGCGCGCCAACCGACUGGACGGAGCCAAAGUUCUGGGCACCACGCUGUGUCCUCGCAUGAACGAGGUGCCGCUGCUCGAGCCGCUGGUGUGUAAGAAAAUCGCUCACGAGCGCCUCACCGUUCUGGUCUUCAUGAACGACUGCAUCAUCACCGCGUGUCAGGAGGGACUCAUCUGCACCUGGGCACGACCCGGCAAAGCGCAUCCGUCUCAGCCGUCGUCUGCUCAGAACGGAAACUCGCCGAGCGGGACGGUGGUAUAACCCAGCCGGAGUCAAACCAUCGCCGCAAGCGGGACUUUGACGCUCUUCUGCACGCCGGUUCUUUAUUUAUUUGUUGGAUCGUUGAGACGAUUUGCAUUGUACAUAUUUAGACGACUCUACGACGGAAGAGGACAACGCGUAACUGAAAGAGUUAAUAUAUGACGAUCUUUGUUGUACAUAAAGUCGGAAAGAUGUAUCACAGUCAUCGCUGUUAAGAAGGUGUUUUGCUUUCAGCUGAAUGUUUAGUGUUUGGGGGUAACUCUUGUAGCAUGGAGGCGCUGCGCCGUACACCCGCUGUCGCCUCUCGCCACAUUUUGCACAUUUCCAGGUCGGUUCGAGCUCGUUUGAUGGGGGCAGACGGCUGAGCGGGACGUUUCAUCAAAUAUUCAUGCUGUUUACAGUUAGCGUUUAUGCAAGGCUGAUGGAUAUUAGGAAGCUGUGAGCACAGACCUGCAUUAGUAUCUUUGUACAGGAUCACGUACAUUUAUCUUGUAAAUAAAUGUGUAAAUGAAUAUCACAUCAGUCACAACUACAAAGUGUCUUUGAAAUCAGUUUGUUGAGAUGUUGACACGAUGAGAAGCAUGUGUGUAAAUGUUACGGUCAGUAAUGUACAGAACAUUCACUUCAAGCGCUCUGUAUGUUAUUAAACCCUCCUGUAGUUCAGAAAAAAAACCUGUGAUGCAGAGAUGGAGUUUCUCAGAACUCACUCGUAUUUUAGAGAAAGUCAAGCUACUGAUCUGAGAUCUGUGUCAUUCCAAUCGCACACACACACACACACACACACACACACACACACCUGUUGUAAUCCUCUUUUCCUUCGAAUGUCAUUUGUCAUGUUAAAGUGUAUAUGAAGAGUUUAUUUCCAAAAAGAGAUAACUUUUUCAAAACUCGUGUUUUUAUUGUUAUCAUGUUUUUGUUGUGGUAGUUGGCUUUUUUAUGGUUAUUAUGGCUUAAAACAAAUCAACUGCAGUUUGAUUGAUAUUAAUUGGAAUGCACAAUAAAAAAAAACAUGAUUUUUGAAUAAAAAUUAAAACGGGAGUUGGAAAUAAACUCUUCAUAUUGUUCUGUUUACUUCAGAUGUUUUAUAUUUUCUAUGGUUGUAAUGUUUUAUUUUGUCUCUGUUGUUGACUGGAGAUGAUGUGGACCAAUAAGUGGACGUUGAAACGUUGUGUAUUUUUUUUAAGUCUUCAUCCAUUUGUUUUUAACACAUUCAGUGCUGAAGGAUCUUUUCUCUGUGUCAUAAACGGAGCUCUUGAAGUAUCUCUAUGAUUCAACUUCCUGUCAGGGGCUUCCUGUCUCAUACACGUGAUGAUGUUGGAGUAUGUUACAGCUUUCAUUUAACUUCCACUGCAUGUGUGUGUGUGCGUGUGCGUGUGCGUGUGUGUGUGUUUUAUUUAUCAAUGGUAGCCGACAGGAUCACAAUAACCAGUUUAUAAAUGAGAAUCUGUUAUUAAAACAUGAAAUACUCAUGCAGUCUGCUGUCUGUUCAUAUCAACUGACACCGGAUCAAAAGACAAUAGAAUGCAUUAGAACCCAUUAUAAUUUUACAUUUUGUCCACACUGGAUGCGGCGCAACGCGAAAAUCCCAGCCUUGUGCCGCGUCGCAUCGCGCCGCUUCCGGUGUGUAGACACGGUGUA
Molecule: messenger RNA, 3805 nt
Organism: Triplophysa rosa
Lineage: Eukaryota; Metazoa; Chordata; Actinopteri; Cypriniformes; Nemacheilidae
Product: WD repeat-containing protein 20
Exons: 4
Coding region: 194-2167 (657 amino acids)
Molecular function (GO): protein binding
Source: RefSeq, a predicted model, not a curated record